GGGACGGAGAAAAGCGACCAAGGGGCUGCAGGCUGCCGAAGAACGCCGCUUCUGAUCCUGUUCGUGAUGCCAAAUUUGUCGCUGUUUCUCUCUCUGAUGUCCGUGAUGUGCUGGUGAAGGAGAGAUGUCCGUGACACUGACUUUCUUUAAAAGUAUUUAAAAGAAAGAGCAGCAUCAGUACGGACAGAAGCAGUCUGGAAGGAGCCGGGCAAUUGAAUCCUCCUUGCUGGACAAUAGCCAGCGAUCACUUUUAUAUGUUUUCAGGAGGGGUCAUAACAAAUGGUUCUUCAUUGCCUACCAUAUGGGGAAAGCAGAGAGCAUCCCCAAACAAACCCCCCUUCUCUAGAGCAGCUGAAGAGUCCCUAAAUCAGUGUUUUAGACAGAAGAACCCUCAUAAAAACACCUCCAACAGGGCUCUGUAAACAGGAAAACACUUUCCCAUGGCAUGGGUUGAAUAUAAUGCAGGUUCCAUCUGUGGUCAGAGACACCAGAGCAGACACUGCAUCUCAUUUCAAAUACUAGAACAAACAAAACAGAUUCCAUUCGACUAACUUAUUAAGUAAUACAUGUAACAGAUCAGAUACCACAUGUUCUUUGCAAUAAAUCUUUUGUUCUUUUAUUCAGAGCUCUGAAGGUACAGGUGACACAGAGUGCAAAGCAGUCUAUGUGUCAAGUCAAACUGGAAGGAGCUGAGAACUCAAAGGAGAAGCAUUUACGCACAGGUCCUACACUCAGCUGGGGCGGAAACAAUCUGCGGCUGCAGGUUUGCCACCGGCGGCAAAAAAGGGGACGCACGCAGCACUGAGGAGGAACUGAGAAUAAAUGACCGCGUUCAAACAAAGUGGCUGUGAGUUUCUGUUGGGAAAGCAUCAAGAUCUGCGGCAAACUGUGCAGGAUUGCCUUCAUCUCCAAAAUCCGGGUUGCAGCCGGUGAUUGGCAGGAGGAGGAGAGUCUGAUGGAGGAGCAGAGGAAUGUUGGCAGCCAUUUAGUCUGAGCUCAACAACGGAGGAAACAUGGAUUCUUCACAAAAAAAAUGUAAACACAGCAAUGGAGUGAGAUGUGGGACCUCUGAGGAGGAUAAGGAUGGUUCGGUAACAACACCAAAAAGAGAUGAAUCCCUCAGUUGUGAGCAAUGUGGCAAGACUUUUAUCACAGCAACAAAGCUAAGAAUUCACAAACGUAUUCACACUGUGGGCAAACCAUUGAGCUGUGAUCAGUGUGGAAAGGCUUUUACUCAGAAGAGUGAUUUAAAAAGACAUCAACUCAUUCACAGUGGAGUUAAACCAUUCAGCUGUGAUCAGUGUGGAAAGGCUUUUACUACCAAAACUCGGUUAAAAAGACAUCAACUCAUUCACAGUGGAGUGAAACCAUUCAGCUGUAAUCAGUGUGGAAAGGCUUUUAAUCAGAAGGGUAAUCUAGCAAAACAUCAACUCAUUCACAGUGGAGUUAAACCAUUCAGCUGUGAUCAGUGUGGAAAAGCUUUUACUGACAAGAGUACGUUAAAAAGUCAUCAAUUCCUUCACAUUGGAGUUAAACCAUUCAGCUGUAAUCAGUGUGGAAAGGCUUUUACUUACAGGAGUACAUUAAGAAGUCAUCAGUUCAUUCACAGUGGAGUUAAACCAUUCAGCUGUGAUCAGUGUGGAAAGGCUUUUACGCUGAAGAUUCAGUUAAAAAGACAUCAACUCAUUCACAGUAGAGUUAAACCAUUCAACUGUCAUCAGUGUGGAAAGGCUUUUACUAAGAAUAGUCAAUUAAAAAGUCAUCAACUCAUUCACAGUGGAGUUAAACGAUUCAACUGUGAUCAGUGUGUGAAAACCUUUACUCAACAUGAACAAUUGUUGAUCCAUCAAUGCCCCCAUUCUGGUAGAAAGCGGUACCACUGUGACUCCUGUGAAAAAACUUUCAAGCACCAACACAACUUAAAACAUCACCAACGCAUCCACACUGGACAUGAUGUGUGGACAUGUGAUCACUGUGGUGAACCAUUUGUAUUGUACUCACAGUUAAAAGCUCAUGAAGUGACCCACACUGGGGUUAAACCAUACCUUUGUGAUCAGUGUGGGAAACGCUACAGCUACAUUGCAUACCUCAAAAUUCACCAACGUGUCCACACUGGGGAGAGACCAUACAGAUGUGACGAGUGUAAGAAGACUUUUAGAACUUUGGGUCCAUUGAAACAACACCAGCAGAUCCACACCAGAAAGAAAGCAUUGAAUCAGUGUCAGAGUGAGCAGAAUGGAACAGAUGGACAAAACUCUGAGACUUGUCAGCACUCUGCCAAUGGUGAACAGUGCUGCUUUGACCAGUCUGGACCAACGUCCAACCAACAAGGAACCCUACAACGACACCAGCAUAUGCACACUGGACACAAACUGAACCCCUGCCAAGAAGAUUUCUCCAUGCAGGGUUCAGUAAAAGUUCAUGAAGUCCUCCACAAACUUAAAGUCCUUGAGAUCCGGCUUCACAGAAUUCAGGUCUAAUUUCUUGUUUAGUGUCUUCGUUGCUUCGUUGCAAAAUCCAUUAAGAGGAAAGCUGUCGUUAACAGAUGUGACUGGUAAAUUAAUUAAACCAUUCAAAGUGGUUACUCAGUUAAAUGAAUUAUCAGUGGUAGAGGGAUAGACGUCUGGAUGGAGGCAGUGAGCAGCAGGGUGAAUUUCUUCAAUUACCACCUUAAUCAUUCCUCAGAUCCCUCUGGGCUGCAGGAACCCGUUAGGUGCAGAGCUGGUUCAGUGAUUCUUUGAUGAUUAAUCACAAUUAAUUUAGGAGAUUACUGGCCUUCGGAUUCAUAUCUAUCUAUCAUCUAUCUAUCUCUCUCUCUCAGGACAAUGAUGAAGAAUCUCUAAUAUUGAACAAGUAGAUCAAAUAAUCUCAGAUUAUGUGUGAGUUCAAAUACAAAAACAUAAAUUGUUAGAUGAAAAGUAGAAUCUUUGAAAGCUGACAUGUAGUUUAGAAUCAUUUCUUUGUAAACUCGCUGCAUCCAGUCAUUACCAUGACAUUGGCAUCAUGGAACCAUACACCCCCUGUCAAAUGUUUUAGGACAGGUACUAAUUGAUUUGAAUGAGAAAGUGUCCUAAAACAUUUGACAGAGGGUGUAUAUGUCUGUAGAUAGUGGCUUUUUCAGUUUUUUUUUUUUCAAAGUUGAGUUGUUUUAAAGUUUGAAAAUAUAUAUAUAUAUAUAUAAUAUAUUUUCACAGUGAAACUUCUGAUGUCCACGUUUUCAACAUUUUUGGGAAAUCUUUGAACAUUUUUAGGUGGAAAUAAAGAAAAAUUUUAAAUAUUUCUAAAGAACGGAUUUUGGUUGAUUUUUAUGUGAAUGUUUGUAAAGAAAAUAUUAGACGUUUUACUGAAAUAUAUGUAAUCUCUUUAGAUAUUUUUAGGAUAUUUUUGGAAGAUUUUUACUCUUUUUUUGGAAAAUAUUUACAACAAAAUUUCCAUUUUUUUGAAAAGAAAACUUAAGAAAUUACUGGAAUUUUCUUCCUGAAGGUUUUGAAAAUUUUCAGAAAUUUGGGGAAUUUUUUUUGCUGAAUUUUUUUUUUUUUUUUUUAGACAAGGAAACAAUGUUUUUUGUUGCCUGUAAAUGAGGACAACAGGAGGGUUAAAACAUUUAAAGGAAACAUUAUUAAGGUUUCUUUUAUGAAACGUUUUUCAUCAACAAGUACACAAAAUAGAUUCAAAACAUAAUCUAACAUGUUUACUGAUUAAAAACUUUGAAUUUCUUCUUUAUGUUGUUCUUAUGCAUAAGUCACUAUUUCAAACUGGCUCAUGUUACUUCCAUGUGAUCUGCCAUUAAAACGGCCACAUUCUACCAUAAACACUGUAAAUAAUAACACACCUGCUCAAAGUUAAAGGCCAACAUACGACCCAAACAUGACAUGGAUUUGGUGCCACUUUGAACUAAGAUGAUCUCUUCUGUUAAACAAACCGUUGAUUGUGAAUCUUUUUUCCAGAUAUGAAGCUGCUCCUUCCAGGUCCACAGACAGUAAACAAAACAAAGCUCUCUGUAAAAACCCUCAGAAUGUUGAAUAGAAUAAAUGUGGACAGUUUCAUGACUGUAAGAGAAGAUUUCUGGAUCAUUUUGUGUCUCAUUUGUGUCAUUAUGUGUUUUGUUUUGGUCAGUUUACGCCUUUCUGUCUGGUUUUAAACAUUUUGCAUCUUUUCAUGUUAUUUUUUUUCUUCCAUUUUGGUCAAUUUGUGUGUUUUUAAGUUUAUGUCUGUUUAAAAUUGUUCAUCUUGUCAGUUCUUUUGGUCAGUUCACGUCUAUUUCAUCAUUCUGUGACUCAGUGGCCAUUUCUGUUUCAGUUUUCAUCUCAUUUUUGCUCUGAAUUGCUCAUUUUAUCUCAUUUUAGUCAUUUUCCAUCACUUUUAAGUUGUUUUUGUUCAAUUUUGGUCAUUUUGCGUCUUAUUGGAUCAUUUUGGUCAUUUUGUGUCAGAAUGUGUUUACUUUUGAUCAGUUUUCAUCUUUUGGUCCGUUUUUAAACAUGUUGCAUCUUUUCAUGUUUUUUUUGUUGUAAUUUUGGUUAUUUUGCAUCAAGUUUUGGUCAUUUAUGUGUCUAAUUUAGGUAAUGUUACAUCUCUAUGUUUUUUUGUACCAUUUUGGUCAUUUUAUGAUUCAUUUCAUGUGUCUAUAAGGUUGUUUUUGUUUAAAAUUGUUCAUGUUGCUCAUAUUAGUCAUUUCAUGUCAGUUUGUCCAUUCUGUGACUCACUGGCCAUUUCUGUCUUAUUUUUCAUCUUUUUUUGCUCUGUUUUGCUCAUUUUAUCUCUCAUUUUAGUCAUUUUGCACCAGUUUCAGAUUGUUUUUUCAUUUUGUACAUUUUGUGUCUCAUUUUCGUCAUUUUGUUGCUAAUUUUUGUGCCUGGUUUUUGUCAUUUUUGCUUAAUUUUAGUCCCAUUUUGGCCACUUUUGGUCUUUUUUUAUGUCCAUUUUGUAAUUUUAUGGUAUUUUUCUGUCAUGGUCGGAUGUUUUAUGUUCCAUUUUGGUCAUUUUGUGUCCCAUUUGAACUGUCCCAUUACAUUGUUGGACCGUUCAGUAGACUCUGUUUGGGUCUUUUUCUCACCACUGAAACAUUUUUGUCCAUUUUUGUCUCAUUUUGGUCAUUUUAUAGAUUAGAUUAGACCCAACUUUACUGUCAUUGCACAGAGAACAAGUACUAAGACAGUAAAUGCAUUUUUUAAAAGUCCAUUGUGAUGUCAGAGAGAAGAACUAACAACUGUUACUACAUUCCAUAUUCUGAAGAAAAACAUGGAAACACUUGAGAAAGUCAGUUUAACACACAAACCUUGGAGAUAUUGGAGAGUUGUGGUGAAACUUGUGAAGACAUUGUGAGCAAAGACUGUGACAGAAAAAUGAAGCCUCCUCAGCCAGAUAGGAAACAUUCAGGUAAGACAGAAGUCCAGACAACGAGCUGCAACUCAGCUCCAGAUAUCAAACUACACACUGACAUGUUAGACUGAAAUUUUCACAACACUGACAAGCUAACAUUUGCUCAUUUUGUGCCUUAUUUUGAUCAGUUUGCAUCCUUAGGGUUGUUAGUGGAUAAAAUGUUGUAAUUUUUCAUUUUUUGGUGUUUUUUGUUCCAUUUUGGUGACUUAAAGGCUGUUUUUGUUGAAUUUGCUCAUUUUGUGUCUCACUGAGGCUCAUUUUCAUCAUUUUGUCUCUAACCUUGGUCACUUUUUGUCUUUAGGAUUUGUUUUUACUCCUCAUUUUUCAUGCUUUUAAAGUUUUUUUUGUUCCAUUGUGGACAUUUUGUGUCUAAUUUAAUCAUUUUUUGUAUCAUUUUGGACAUUUUGCAUCUGUUUAAGAUUUUUCUGUUUCAUUUGAUGUCUCAUUUUGUGCAUUUCAGUAUGUUUUAGGGGAAAAAGUGUCAUAAAUCAGACUGUAAAUGAUAUAUGAACAAACCUUUCUGUAAAAACUUUCAGAAUGUUGAAUAGAAUAAAUGUGGACUGACUAGGUAACCUUACAGAACCUUUACUGUUGUGAUGUAUGGCAUUAACCUGACUUUAUACACUCCAAGAAAAAAUAUAUAUCUAACCAUUGUGAUAGGGAUAAAUAGAAGUUCCAAUCUGUUGAUUUUAAUUGCAGGAUAAUGCUUUAUUAAAAUAUAUCUCAGCAGGGAAAUAGCAAUAGCCAUUAAAUCAUCAGACAAUGAAUCAAUAGUUAGUUAAUAUUUCAGUGGCUCGUCAUGAUUCCUAACUGCUACUAUGCUUUCAUAGAAGAAGAGUAAUAAUCACCCACAUUAUGUAAUUUUGAGGGGGAGAGCAGACGGUGUGGCCACAUCCGGCUGAUCACCUGAAGAACGACGAGCCUUGGAGCCUCCAGGAGGAAGCAGAGAGAGUUCAGUCCAGAUUUAGAUCUGCUUGUGUCCUUUUCUUGUUGUUUGGGCCAAUAAAAACUUUGUUAUAAUCCUC
Messenger RNA from Acanthochromis polyacanthus (spiny chromis), 6404 nucleotides. Its product is annotated as zinc finger protein 665-like. Gene Ontology annotation, biological process: regulation of transcription by RNA polymerase II. The transcript is spliced from 4 exons. NCBI's taxonomy places the organism in Eukaryota, Metazoa, Chordata, Actinopteri, Pomacentridae. Gene Ontology annotation, molecular function: DNA-binding transcription factor activity; RNA polymerase II cis-regulatory region sequence-specific DNA binding. The coding region runs from base 1014 to 2480 and encodes 488 amino acids. The record is from RefSeq and is a predicted model, not a curated record.